UCUUGGAAGUGGCCUGAGUCAGUUUAAAUCUGAUACAUUUGGAGUUCAAUUUCCUUUCUUCACAAGAUUUCGAAACUGUGCUGACAGGAGAAACUUCAUUACUGCAGGAGCAGGAGCAGGCAUUGCCUCUGUAUUUCGAGCCCCGAUGGGUGGACUGCUGUUUACAUUUGAAGAGGUGGCCUCUUUCUGGGAUCUCAAACUUGCCCUGCAGACCUUAUUUUGUUGUUUGAUGGCCGCGUUUACGACUGAUCUCCUGUCCUCUUCUUUUCAUGGAUUUGUUUAUCAGGGACAUUUUGGAUUCUUCAAGGCUGAAGAGAGUAUCUUGUUUGGGGUUAAAUAUUUGCUCGACAUGAAUAUUUUGGUAUUCAUUCCAACCAUUAUCUUGGGAAUAAUAGGAGGUCUGCUGGGAGCAUUGUUUGUCUCCAUGAACCUGAAAGUCAACAAAUUUCGGACAAAAUUCUUUAAAUUAAUUAAACAUAAGUUUAUGCAAAAGGCCUGCAAGCUUACAGAGGCAGUCCUAAUAUUGAUAAUCACAAUUACGGCUACUGUCUACGUGCCUUACUUCUUCCCAUGCACAUUGCUCUCUAGCCAUGUAACAGAAAACAGAUCAUUAUACUACAACAUUUCAGCAGAGGCUUCUCACCUACUGGGUAACACAGAGUAUUUUAAUUCAUACAACUGUCCAUUGGGAACAACCUGGAUUGGAUCCAAUGGGGUAAAACAUUCAAAUCACACUUACAAUCAAGCUGCUGCGCUUCUGUUUGGUAAUGGACAGGAUGGAAUUGUGUAUCUCUUCAGAAGAGGGACGCCUGAAGAAUUUGGAUAUGCUGCUCUCUUCACAACCCUUAUUAUUUACUACCUAUUUUCUUGUUGGACAGCUGGUACUGCUAUGGCAUGUGGACUUGUCAUACCAAUGCUGAUGGCACGGUGACACAUUGUUUAGCAUUGCUGCUUCACAGUGCCAGAGACCUGGGCUCAAUUCUACCCUUGGGUGACUGUCUGUGUGGAGCUUGUAUAUUCCCC
Messenger RNA from Stegostoma tigrinum, 1023 nucleotides. Its product is annotated as chloride channel protein C-like. Gene Ontology annotation, cellular component: intracellular membrane-bounded organelle; membrane. Lineage: Eukaryota; Metazoa; Chordata; Chondrichthyes; Orectolobiformes; Stegostomatidae. The record is from RefSeq and is a predicted model, not a curated record. Gene Ontology annotation, molecular function: voltage-gated chloride channel activity. The transcript has 7 exons. Gene Ontology annotation, biological process: chloride transport; transmembrane transport. The coding region runs from base 146 to 931 and encodes 261 amino acids.